Mya arenaria is the source of this 3348-nucleotide messenger RNA. RefSeq names its product acetylcholine receptor subunit beta-type acr-3-like. The coding region runs from base 264 to 1430 and encodes 388 amino acids. Gene Ontology annotation, biological process: monoatomic ion transmembrane transport; nervous system process; chemical synaptic transmission. NCBI's taxonomy places the organism in Eukaryota, Metazoa, Mollusca, Bivalvia, Myida, Myidae. The record is from RefSeq and is a predicted model, not a curated record. Gene Ontology annotation, molecular function: transmembrane signaling receptor activity; neurotransmitter receptor activity; extracellular ligand-gated monoatomic ion channel activity. Gene Ontology annotation, cellular component: neuron projection; synapse; membrane. The transcript has 5 exons.
GAGGUUAUAAAAGAAUCUAUAAAAGUUGAGGUAUCUAUCCAUUGGUAUCCGUUAGUGCGCUCUUUUACAGCAGCCAUUUUAAGAUACAUUGUCAGAAGGCUUUCGAGCGGUGAUCAGAGGAAAUGUCCAAUAAUUCGCAAACAUGAAUACUAUGUCGGUGCGGUAAUUUGCAGAAAGAAAGACGGUAGCACAAUGGAAAUGGAAUAGAUCGGAACACGUGUUACUUUUAUCACAGUCGGAGGAAAAUCGUUAUAUCUUCAAACAUGACCAAUACGGCGAACUCUUUGAUAACCAUUCUGACGAUUGCGAGUCUUAUGACGUUAUGUCAGUGUCAGAGCAAAAGUGACGCAAUGCGGUUGCGCACGGAGCUUUUUAAUGAAACGGUAUAUGACCACAGGAUUCGGCCUACAAACAAUCAGUCUGCUGCCAUAGAGGUGGCUAUGGAGUUUCACCUUUAUGCCAUUAACGAGUUGAGCGAUAGCACCGAGACGCUCAAAACCACAGGCUUCCUGAUGGUGAGAUGGAACGAGGCCUUCCUACAGUGGGAUCCGGAUGACUUUGGAGGCAUCUCCCUUUACCAUUGGCCGCAGAAAGAGGUUUGGAAACCGGACAUUGCGCUAAAAAACUCGUAUCUUGAUUACAACACGCUUGGAGUGGAUGAUCUUAACAUUGAGAACUAUCAUGACGGUACAAUGGUUUGGUACCCAUUUCAGGUAAACAUUCUGAGCAGUACGGAAGGUAUCUAUGAGGCUCAUAUCGAGGAGAACUCCCCCUGGAAAGUUCUUGAAACAAGUUCGAGCGUCGCGGUCGAGGAAACCGUAGUCACAAAAACCUUUACGCUCACACUACAACGUAAACCUAUGUACUUUUCCCUGGCGGUUAUUCUACCUAUAUCCAUGCUGGCCGUCUUGAAUAUUUGCGUGUUCUUGCUGCCGUGCGAAAGUGGAGAGAAAGCUAGCUACGCAAUGACGGCAUUUCUGUCGUUCGCUGUAUUUUUGACGAUCGUGUCCUCCACUCUGCCGCAGAAUUCCAAAUCCAUUGCGAGAAUUUCAGUGUUUCUUAUAAUUCAGACAGCUGCGAGUACUUUGAUAACGUUAAUUGCCCUGGUCAUGGUGCGUCUGAAUAACUCCGGGGAUGAGGUGAAGAUUCCUCGGUGGUUUGCUUCAGUCAUGCGAGUUAUGACUCGUACGUGUCGGCGAAAACGGGGUCAAGUUGCACCAAUCGAUAGCGCUACCGAAGAGGUGAACAUUGAACAUGAUGAUACAGUUCCACAUAGAAGUGAUCAAGAAUCAAUUAAACCAGAGUUUACAUGGAAAGAAGUUGUAAACUUUCUAGAUGUGGUGUGUUUUGUGUUUUUUACAAUUUUGUUGUUUUUAUCGAUCGCUGUCUGUUAUUAUACGGCUUCAAGUGGCUUCAAGGCAGGUGCCUAAUUCCAGAUCAAUUUUGAGGUUUCCUUAAAGUAUUGUCGGAAUUGAGCAUAAAUGCAUGAAAGUUUGACAGAGCAUUGUUGGACCUAUAUUAAUCGAUGUAGAAAAAGAAUAAAAGAAAAUAGAAUUAAUUAUUAUAUAUGUUUUGCAUGAAAUGUGGACAUAAACGACAUCCGAAAAAUCGCAUUUAGAUUUUUUUAAAGAACAAAAUCAUCCAGUCAAUAUAAAAAUAUUCAAAUGUUAUCUGAAUGAAAAUCAUGCAUUUAAUGAUUCACCUGUGUAUAUAUUAUAUAUUUUUCCGUUGUAUUUGGAUGUGUAUUUUCGACCUAUCUGAACUACUUAUUUGUCUGAAUUUGCAAAAUAAUGAAUGUUCAUAUUUGCUGCCUUUUUGCUUCGUUUUCACAUCAAAUGCUUCACAACACAAAUAAACAAUGGUAUAUGCAGUUUAUUUACUUUAUAUGUAUGUUCGCCUUGUGUUUGGUGAUUUACGGUAAGUCACAAACUUCGUAUAAUAGGUCUAGUAUUUAAAGUUAUCCCUGCUGAACCUCAAUAUAAAAGCUCGCGCUGUAUGACGUCAUCUCCCACGUGACUUAAUAUUGACACUUGAAAAAGCGGACUUUUAGAGGUAUUUAUUAUGUGAUUAUAAUGACAUAUCGGCACUUAUGUGUUGUUUCUGUUGCUAUGGAGGUCAGUUGCGUUGAAUAACCAAUUAUGUUGGGGGUUUUACGAACUCGUCCACAGUGAGCACAUUGUUUAAAACGCGCGACACGACAGAACUUCAAAUCGUCAUUUUUGGGUUAUUCACUUUUGAGUGCUUUCUGUCAUCCUUAUUAUAUUUAUUAUCUGUUUAUAAACAAUAUAGAGUUAAUCUUAUGAACACACGUGUUGUGUGGUCACUUUUUCGAAUUGAUGUUUUUGAAUAGUUACUAUCACAGGGUGCAGAGUAUACAUAUUGUGUAUAUAGAAAGUGCCCCCCCCCGUAUGUGUGUUGUUUCGGAAAGUAUUCGCUACGAUUUGGCAUUUUCAAUUAAUAUUCUUACACAGUGGUAGGUGCUGAUAUUGUCAAGACGGUUGCCGUGCAGAGAUUUGGAUGGUUACCUGAAGGUCGGGAUUGACCCAAUCAUAAGAGCAACCAUGUCUUUGACCGCUACUGUUUCUGAUAAUAUCAUCUCAAUCUAGUAGUAUUUCAAUUGUAUUUAAGUACCUCCUCUUGGCAAUACUUUCUAAAGAAUUAUUCUAACAAGCUGGAUUAAUUAAAACAGUUUUUCAAACUACUCACGCUGAACCAUGCUGUUAUUCCCAUGUACAUAAUGUUACUUACAUUUUUCUGCUUUGAAUGUAUACGAUUAUCCAUACUAUAUACUCUUGAAAGUACUAACCAUUUUACAGUGAUAUAUCAACUAGUGGAACCGUGCGCGUGUGGAUUGCUCGUACAGCCGGAAAAACUAGUUGAUAUGUUAUCAUGUAUACAGUGCUCUAACCCAUGUUUACUUUUUGUAAUUCUAUGCAUGAACAUAAUAAGAAACGACUUUUGUAAAUAACUCUUCCAAUAUUGUACCUUUUUAAAACUAUAUGUUUUUAUUUCCAGAUCACAAGUACCCAAUUUCUCGAAACUUCUUAAGCAUAACAGGCUUAAGAAGCUUAUUUUAGUUAGCCAAAAUACGUACUUAAAUUGGAUUUUGAUACAUGAAAAAUGGUUUAUUAUAAUUAUCAUAAAGACAAUUCCUAUAUAAAGUAUGCAAAUAUUCAAAGAAAUAAAUAUUACACAAAUUAUUAAAAGACAAAAAAUAGUGAGCUAAGCUUAAUCCUGUUAGAAGGGACUUUCAAGUUUCGAGAAAUUGGGGCCAGCUCUUUGUUAUGUUUUGAUAUGCUAUGUAAGUUUUUAAUUGCUUAUUGAAGUAAGGUUUCUUGUUAGUAUAUA